UAUUCAGGUGGAGAUGGAGGGACUGCGGAUGGAGCAGCCAGGCUGUGUUUCUGCUCUGCAGACACCAGAACAAGAGCUGCAGCCUACAAAUGAAUCCUAACAAAAUGAAGAGCUGCUGGAUACUUUCUUCUUCUUCUUCUUCUUCUUCUUCUUUCACCAAGUGCGUCCUGCGGAGGCUCUCUGACCCCGGAUGUCGCGGAUUUAUCUGCUUCUUUUCCAUCACAUGAAUUUUUAAAGUUCUUCGGACCCAGCCCCAGCGUCGCCAAUCGGCUUCCCUCUUGGAAAGAGUGGACCAAUCAGCGACAGUCUUUGAUGAAUAUUCAUGAGUCCGAGAUUCAAACCUUUGAGCGAGUUUGUCUUGGUCCACAGCAUCAUACCUAGGACUUUUCACAGGCUACAACUACAUUUUCUUAUGAAUGGAAAGAGAAAAAAUCAGUUCGCCUUAAAUUGGGACCCAUCCUUCACUGAGAUCAUAGAAGGAAAACAACAAAAGCAAGACAAGGGGAACCGCCAGAAGAGAUGACAAUGACUACAAUUCCAGAAAGUCUUAAUAGCCCUGCCUCAGGAAAAACCGUUUUCAUGGAGUUUGGACCCCCGAGUCAACAAAUGUCGCCUUCCUCCAUGUCUCACGGACACUAUCCAAUGCACUGUUUACAUUCUGCAGGUCAUACCCAGCACGAUAGCUACAGUCCAGCCUCGUCGUUCCCCAGAUCUUUGGGUUAUCCAUACGUAAACUCCGUCGGCAGCCAUUCUACCAGUCCAUAUCUCAGCACAGUACAGACCUACCAAAACAGCUCGGCACUCCCACAGACACGGUUAGAGGAGACAGCGCCAGAAGCAGAGAAAAACACAGUGGUGGAAGGCGGAGAGGUUCGAUUCAACGGGAAAGGGAAAAAGAUUAGAAAACCAAGGACUAUCUAUUCCAGUUUACAACUUCAAGCCCUGAACAGGAGGUUUCAACAAACUCAAUAUUUGGCGUUACCGGAGAGAGCUGAGCUUGCAGCGUCGCUGGGUCUCACUCAGACACAGGUGAAGAUUUGGUUUCAAAAUAAACGCUCUAAAUUCAAGAAAUUGAUGAAGCAAGGCGGUGGCACAAUUGACACCAACGCUUUAGCCACCGGCCGCGGACUGUCGAGCGGCUCUCCCUCGGUGACACCUGUCUGGAGCUCGCCGACCGCCACGAAGACUUCGGUGGGGACAACCGGAUCUUACAUUCCCAGCUACACCUCAUGGUAUCCAACCACACACCAAGAGUCUAUGCAACAGUCACAGCUCAUGUGAACAGGGAACUCAGCCCUCGACUCCGCCAUGGCUCGUGUAUCAGGAUGGUGAAGGGGCCUCAGCGCGGCCCAGCACUGAUAAUACUCAACAACAACCCCGGAGUUUGCUGCCGCAUGCCGCCAGCUGCUGACACAGUGGCCUCCUCAUACCGGAUGACUGCAAGCAGCGUAGAAGAAAAAGAAGGGAGCUGAGAGACUGAAACGGCACGCAGUGGGCCCAAGGGCAACGAGUCUGACAGUCAGCGGAAACCGUCGACAAAUUGGUCCUUUUUUGGCUGGUGUUUAUCACUUUUGUGUCAGUUUCUAUUUCAUUUUUUAAAAUCACAUUUGUGUGAGUUAUUCUGUUUAUAAGAAAACACGUGUUUGUUUACACCAGAUGUUGGGCCCAAAGUAAUGAUGACCUAAAACCAAUCUGCAUUCAUUAACAGUUAAAGGUCUAUUAGGCCAUAGGAGUGUUUCUUUAACCAAAUAAUGAUACUUCAUUAAUUCCACCAUCACCAUCAUGCUUACAGCACAGUCUACCACAGGGCAUAUUGUGCAAAGCCUCAUAUCGCUACUAUGUUGUUUAUAUGUGUUUGUUAUUUAAGUUAAAUUAUUCAAACUAGUUUUUCUGUUUAGGUCAGUCUGUGUUCAUUUUGUAAGUGUUUUGAAAUAACAACAAUGUGUUGUUAAUGCUGCACUAACGCAAGCAAAGCUUUUCUAUGCCGUGCCCCGAUGUUAUGUGAAAAAUGUAAAGGGUCUGACAAUUUGCUGCUUAAGAAAAAAAAAAUAUCUUGAGGGUGAGCAGCUUAUUUGUCCCUGUAUUUUGUACAUAAUUUUCAGAUUCGUUUUUUGUGCUGUACUGGAUACGCUGUGAAACAGGGUUUUAGGCUUUCUGUAUUCGUCGAGAUGUGUUUAGUCAACAUAGAAAAUAUUUAGUUUUGUAUUGAUUACUUUAAUUUAUUUAUCUGUUUCUGAAGUUUAUGUGCAUAAUGUGCAAAGUUUCAAAAGCAGUAAAAUAAUGAUUUAAA
Molecule: messenger RNA, 2290 nt
Organism: Sander lucioperca (pikeperch)
Lineage: Eukaryota; Metazoa; Chordata; Actinopteri; Perciformes; Percidae
Gene: dlx1a
Product: distal-less homeobox 1a
Exons: 4
Coding region: 520-1281 (253 amino acids)
Biological process (GO): embryo development; cell differentiation; negative regulation of transcription by RNA polymerase II
Molecular function (GO): RNA polymerase II cis-regulatory region sequence-specific DNA binding; DNA-binding transcription factor activity, RNA polymerase II-specific
Source: RefSeq, a predicted model, not a curated record